AUGGGUCAAGCCGUCUCCGCUGAUUCUUCCUCCAGCCGCCGCCUCUCCCAGCCACGCCCGCUGGCUCCUCAGGCUUGCGUGCCUGCGAAAGCAGCAAAGGACGCCGACACAGAGCUCAUGCGUGUCUUCAAGAGCUUCGACGCUGACGCUGAUGGCCGCAUCUCGGCCUCCGAGAUUCAGAAGCUGCGCAGGUGCACGACCGCGGAGGCGAAGGAGAUGGUCGCCGCGGUGGACAGCGACGGGGACGGGUUCAUCAGCAUCGAGGAGUUCGGGGCACUGCUGGACGACGGGGAGUCUGACGCGCUACGCAUGGCUUUCCAGGAGUACGACGAGAACGGGGACGGGAUGAUCACCGCGGAGGAGCUGUUCAGAGCGCUGCGACGGGUGCUCCCCGACGAGGAUCUGACGGUCGAGAAGUGCUCCGAGAUGAUAGCCGGGGUAGACAAGGACGGCGACGGCCUCAUCUCCUUCGACGAGUUCAAGGCCAUGAUGGGGACCAAGAGCUCGUGA
This is a messenger RNA of Lolium rigidum, 510 nucleotides long. RefSeq names its product probable calcium-binding protein CML20. The transcript has a single exon. Gene Ontology annotation, molecular function: calcium ion binding. The record is from RefSeq and is a predicted model, not a curated record. Lineage: Eukaryota; Viridiplantae; Streptophyta; Magnoliopsida; Poales; Poaceae. Bases 1 to 510 code for a protein of 169 amino acids.